UUCUCCUCGCUGAAACUCAGGAGCGCCACCGAUCGGUACCGACACCUCUCCUCCUCGAGAGCCAAGAUGGAGGGUCCGCGUUUCGAGAGCACAGGGACGAACCCGCGCACGCCGUUCUCUGUUUUUCAAUGAAGAGGAUUUAUUCUCGAUUAGUGUCUUCAUCUUGGAAACCCGAAGCCGUUCCGUUCGUUUGGGGAGUUUUUCUCCGGGAGAAUAAUUGAUCCGAGGAUGAGCUCGGGGGAGGGAGAGGACACAUCUAAGGAGGCGGCCGACAUAGCGGCGUUUUUUAAAUCCGAAUGCUCUCUUCCAAAAUGUGAACCCAAGCUUGAAUUACCCAGUCACACAGGGUUCCACAGGAAUGAAGACAUGAAGGCCAUUGAAGUUCUGCCCAUUCUUAAGGAGAAGGUGGCAUUUUUAUCAGGUGGACGAGAUCGCCGGGGAGGGCCAGUCCUCACGUUUCCUGCCAGGAGUAACCAUGACAGAAUACGACAGGAGGACCUCAGGCGGCUUAUUGCAUACCUCGCAGGCAUCCCCAGCGAGGAGGUGAGCAGACAUGGCUUCACGGUCAUCGUGGAUAUGCGAGGAUCCAAAUGGGACUCCAUCAAACCCCUGCUGAAGAUCCUUCAGGAAUCCUUUCCUUCCUGCAUCCACGUCGCUCUCAUCAUCAAACCAGACAACUUCUGGCAGAAGCAGAGGACGAACUUUGGCAGUUCCAAGUUUGAAUUUGAAACCAUCAUGGUGUCCCUUGAGGGUUUGACCAAAGUGGUUGAUCCCUCCCAGCUGACUCCAGACUUCGACGGAAGUCUGGACUACGACCACGAGGAGUGGAUCGAGGUUCGAGUGGCAUUCGAGGACUUUACGGGCAAUGCAGCUCGUGUCCUGGGCCGUUUAGAAGAACUCCAGGACAUGGUGUCCCAAAGAGACCUGCCGUCAGACCUGGACAGCUCUCGGCGGGCCAUGGAGGAGCACGCCUCGCUGAAGAAGAAGGUUACCAAAGCUCCUGUGGAAGAGCUGGACAUGGAGGGCCAACGUCUCCUCCAGCGGAUCCAGAGUGGGGAUAAGGGCAGAGGAGAUGUCCAGGGUUUAGCUCCUAAAGUCCAGGCACUAUUGGAUAAACUCCACGUCACACGACAAAAUCUGCAUCAGUCCUGGCACAUGCGCAAGGUCAAACUGGAUCAGUGCUUCCAGCUAAGACUCUUCCAGCAGGAUGCUGAAAAGAUGUUUGAUUGGAUCGUCCACAAUAAAAGUCUGUUCCUGAACACGUACACAGAGAUUGGAAGCAACCAUCAGCAUGUGCUGGAGCUGCAGACCCAGCACAACCACUUCGCAAUGAACUGCAUGGUAAGACUGUUUCCGCUGGUCCAGCACUAA
This is a messenger RNA of Triplophysa rosa, 1371 nucleotides long. RefSeq names its product triple functional domain protein-like. Bases 229 to 1371 code for a protein of 380 amino acids. The transcript is spliced from 7 exons. The record is from RefSeq and is a predicted model, not a curated record. Gene Ontology annotation, molecular function: guanyl-nucleotide exchange factor activity. Gene Ontology annotation, biological process: axon guidance. NCBI's taxonomy places the organism in Eukaryota, Metazoa, Chordata, Actinopteri, Cypriniformes, Nemacheilidae. Gene Ontology annotation, cellular component: cytoplasm.